This is a messenger RNA of Nicotiana attenuata, 1407 nucleotides long. RefSeq names its product elicitor-responsive protein 1-like. The transcript is spliced from 7 exons. The record is from RefSeq and is a predicted model, not a curated record. Bases 390 to 1106 code for a protein of 238 amino acids. NCBI's taxonomy places the organism in Eukaryota, Viridiplantae, Streptophyta, Magnoliopsida, Solanales, Solanaceae.
UGACGCGGAUAGACAAAUAAACUGGUACACUUUACACGCUUUUUCUGUUUCCUUGGCCGUGUUUACUCAUCGACGACGAAACCGCCACCCGCCAGUCUCCGCCGCCUUAAAUCCACGGCAGAAAGUCUAUAUACACGUAGCGUAGGGGGUAUAUCUUCUGUCUUUAUCAAUUAUCGGCAGUAAAGAACAAACCCUCAAGAUUUUCCAUUUUCCCGUUACUUAUAGUUCCCUGUCAUUUUCAACCCGUUUCUUCUCAAUUUUUAAUUGGUUUUGGACAUUUUCCUUCUGACCUUCUCUGUUACUUUCCUGUUUAUACCUAUAAAGAAAUUCGUCAUUUUUUCUGAUUGCCAAAAUUCAAAAAUAGUGAUAAUUAAAAUCUGCGUUCUUCCAUGUCGAUGAUAUCUGGCAUCCAAGGCCAACUUCUAGAAGUUACGGUGGUUUCCUGCAACAAAUUGAAGGACACUGAAUGGAUAUCAAGGCAAGAUCCUUAUGUUUGUCUUGAAUAUGGUAGUACCAAAUUUCGUACUCGUACUUGCACAGAUGGUGGAAAAAACCCUACAUUUCAAGAGAAAUUUGUGUUUACGCUCAUUGAAGGGUUGAGAGAGAUUAAUGUUGUCGUUUGGAAUAGCAAUACCAUUUCCUAUGACGAUUUUAUAGGGAGCGGAAAGAUUCAACUACAUAAAGUUCUCUCACAAGGAUAUGAUGAUACUGCUUGGCCAAUCCAGACCAAGAUUGGCAGGCAUGCUGGAGAAGUUCGACUGAUAAUGCACUAUGCUAAUGCCAAUAAGCCAGCAACAAGUUAUGCUCCAUCAGCUCCACCAUACGCAGCACCGCAACCUCAAGCACCUAUGUACUCCGUGCCUCCACCACAUUUAGCUUCUUAUCCACCAGCAGCGGCUUAUCAAACACCAUCUCCAUACCCUGCAUACCCGCCUCAUUCAGUUGCAUAUCCACCAACCCCAUAUCCUCCUCCUCAAACGACUGCUUAUCCUCCAGCUUAUCCACCACCUUCGGCAUAUCCUCCCGUAUCUUAUCCACCACCAUCACAGGACUAUUCUUAUCCCCCAGGUCCAUACCAGGGAACAUAUCCUCCGCGACCUUACUGAGGCCACAUUCCGACAUGCUUUGGUGAAGAAUGUGCAUAGUUGCUUGUGGGGAAAAAAAAUAAGAUAUGAGAUGUGCAUAUAGGUUUUUACUGAACAAGUUUCGCUUAGGCAUUUGUAUUUUUGUCUAACAUCGAAAAUUCAAGGCUUGGAUAACUUGUGUGGUAAUUCUGUCGGACAGUAACCGAUCUUGUAGUUUACUGGGUUCAAUCAUGAAUGGUAGAAGAUAUUCAACAUUCAGUGACUUCUAUAGCAUGUAUACAAACAAUAUGUGCCCAGUGGGUAUUUGUUCUUUGCCAUCUCA